AUGGUGAAGUUGAACACUGAUGGCAGUGCAUUCCACAAUCCUGAAAAAAUUGGCAGGGGAGGACUUCUCAUAAACUCCCAAGGUGACCUUAUCUUUGCAUAUUCAGUCUCUUUUGGAGAAGGGACAAACAACCAAUCAAAGAUAAUGGUUGCCAUCUUUGGCUUAUCUUGGUGUCUUCAAUUAGGAUACACCAAUGUCAUCUUAGAGGUUCACUUUGAGAUGCUCAUCAUAUGGAUCAAACAACAAGCCAAGCCCCUUUGGUCUAUCAAGGAGCACUUGCACAGUUUGCAGACCAUCACUCAACAUUUCCAGAACUUCAAGUGCAAUCACACCUAUAGAGAAACUAAUUGUGCAGCUGAUACCUUGUCCAAACACAGUCACAAAUGCUCUAAUCCUGAAAUUUACUUCACUAAGCAAAAGCUUCCCAAAGAAGAAAGAUCCUAUCUUGAACUUGACAAACUUGGAAUGGCUAAUUUCAGAAGAAGAAGACUCAAGAGGAUCAAGAAACCACCAUGA
This is a messenger RNA of Solanum dulcamara, 516 nucleotides long. RefSeq lists its product as uncharacterized. The coding region runs from base 1 to 516 and encodes 171 amino acids. NCBI's taxonomy places the organism in Eukaryota, Viridiplantae, Streptophyta, Magnoliopsida, Solanales, Solanaceae. The record is from RefSeq and is a predicted model, not a curated record. The transcript has a single exon. Gene Ontology annotation, molecular function: nucleic acid binding; RNA-DNA hybrid ribonuclease activity.